Cercopithifilaria johnstoni is the source of this 252-nucleotide messenger RNA. The record is from the annotation of a GenBank genome assembly. Lineage: Eukaryota; Metazoa; Nematoda; Chromadorea; Rhabditida; Onchocercidae.
AUGAUAAUUUACGCGUUUCAGUGCGUAUCGCAAUUCUCAUCCGCUGGUGAUAGCCAUGUUUGGACCACAGAUGAUCUUCUUCCGACAUUCGUAUACGUGACCGUACGUGCCCAACUACAACAUUUAGGCGCCGAAAUUCAUCUUAUCGAAGAUUUUACACCACAGUUGCAAGGAAGUGGACAAAUUGAGUUGAUGUUCACUACACUUAGAGCUAGUUACUUUCAAAUUUGCAGUGAUAAGGAUUUACCUUGA